Hippopotamus amphibius kiboko is the source of this 695-nucleotide messenger RNA. Its product is annotated as ferritin heavy chain-like. Gene Ontology annotation, biological process: iron ion transport; intracellular iron ion homeostasis. Bases 1 to 552 code for a protein of 183 amino acids. The transcript has a single exon. NCBI's taxonomy places the organism in Eukaryota, Metazoa, Chordata, Mammalia, Artiodactyla, Hippopotamidae. The record is from RefSeq and is a predicted model, not a curated record. Gene Ontology annotation, cellular component: cytoplasm. Gene Ontology annotation, molecular function: ferrous iron binding; ferric iron binding.
AUGCUGCCCGCGCUGCCCCCGGAGAUGCGCCAGAACUACCACCCUGACUGCGAGGCCGCCGUCAACAGCCACAGCGCUCUGCAGCUCCACGCCUCCUACGUGUACAUGGCCGUGGCCUUUUACCUCGACCGAGACGACGUGGCCUUGAAGCAGUUCAUCAGCUUCUUACUGUGCCGCUCCCGCGAACACAUUGACCAAGCCGGGCGCCUGUUGUGCCUGCAGAACCGGCGUGGGGGCCGCCUCAGCUUCCACGACAUCAGGAAGCCAGACACCAGCGACUGGGAGAGCGGCCUCAAGGCCAUGCAGUGCACCUUGCUCCUGGAGAAGCGCGUCAACCAGAGCCUGCUCGACCUGCACCAGCUGGCCAUCGACAAGAGCGACCCCCAACUGUGUGAUUUCCUGGAGACUCACUACCUCAACCGGCAGGUGGAAUUCAUCAGAGAGCUGGCGGAUCAUGUCACCACCCUGAGCAAUAGGGAAGCCCCGGAUGUCGACAUGGCAGAGUACCUCUUUGACGAGCUCACCCUGAGCGACGGUGACAAGAAGAACUGAGCCUGGACUGGACUUUCCUAGAGCCACGGGGUGACUGCUUAAGGUCACCAUGCCUGCCACGCAGACCGCAGUAUUGCCCUUGCAGAGAAAGUUCACUGAAGUUUUUUUCUUCCAGUUUUGUCAGUUCUUCCCAUAAAGUUAUU